AUGAAAGAAAUUGAAGUUUGGGAAAAUGUAUUAAAAUGGGGUCUUGCAAAAAAUCAAACCAUUGUUUCAAAACCUCUUGAUAAAUGGACAGAUGAUGAUUUUAAAACAAUAAAAAAUACUUUACAGCACUGUAUACCUUUGAUUAGAUUUUAUAGUUUAUCACCUAAAGAUUUCUUAUGUAAAAUAUAUCCUUAUAAAAAAUUACUUGAUCAACAACUUUUUGAAAGUUUGUUAAGUUCUUAUAUGAAUCCUGACAGUGAACCAAGUGAUAAUAACAUUUUGCUUCCCAGAAAUAUAAAAAUUGAUGAAAUUAUUGAUACAAAAAUUGUUAAUUUGAAUAUAAUUUCGAUUAUUUUUAGAUGGAUUAAUAAUGUGGAUUAUAAUAGUAAAUAUUCAUAUUUGAGAGAGUUAUAUUUACCAUACAAAUUUAAAUUGAUAUUAAGAGGAAGCAGAGAUGGAUUUACUCCUACAAAAUUUCAUGAAUUGUGUGAUAAUAAAUCUAAUACAAUUACAUUUAUUAAAGUAAAAGGAACAGAUGAAAUUCUUGGUGGAUAUAAUCCUUUAACAUGGACACCUUCUGGAAGUUAUCAUCAAACUAUGCAUAGUUUUAUUUUUUCCUUUAAGA
This is a messenger RNA of Rhizophagus irregularis DAOM 181602=DAOM 197198, 625 nucleotides long. RefSeq lists its product as uncharacterized. NCBI's taxonomy places the organism in Eukaryota, Fungi, Glomeromycota, Glomeromycetes, Glomerales, Glomeraceae. The record is from RefSeq and is a predicted model, not a curated record. Gene Ontology annotation, molecular function: protein binding.